Molecule: messenger RNA, 1278 nt
Organism: Raphanus sativus (radish)
Lineage: Eukaryota; Viridiplantae; Streptophyta; Magnoliopsida; Brassicales; Brassicaceae
Product: factor of DNA methylation 4-like
Exons: 6
Coding region: 396-1097 (233 amino acids)
Biological process (GO): gene silencing by siRNA-directed DNA methylation
Source: RefSeq, a predicted model, not a curated record
AAACUUUCCAAAAUUGUAGCUUACUGUGUAAAGUAUACAUGUUUUCUGGUUGUAGGUUGAAAUCAAUCUCAGGUCUCUCUUUCUUCGUGUUUCUAAGCUCUGUACAAGACUCCUUCUCACUAAAGUUCAUGUCUUUUUGAUCUCCUCUGCUCUUUAUCUUUCCAAAGAUGUUGCAGCAAUGUAUAUUCACGAAGAGAGCUGGAUGAUCUGGAGUACAGAUACUACUCUGAAAUGAAAGAUGGCACAGCACUAUACCUUUUUUGAUAAAGUUUGUGCAAUGAUUUGUGAUAAAAUGUUUUAAAUUGAUUUUUGUCAGAACUUAAUGGCUAUUGAAGAGCAAAACAAAACUGAUGAAGAAAUGACGAGAUUGGCAAAACAGCAACAGAGGGAGAAAGAUGAGUUAUCUGGAGAAGAAACUAGAUGAUGAACUGGCACUGGAGCUGGAGAUAGAGAGAAUGAGGGGUGGACUGCAGGUGAUGGGACACAUGGAAGAUCCUGAUAUGAAGGAAGAGAUUGAAAAGACUAAAGAAAAACUCAAGGAAAAGGAAGAGGAGUCUGAAUUCCAAGAGUCACUCUAUCAAACUCUUGUUGUCAAACAUGGCUACACCAACGAUGAGCUUCAGGAUGCUCGCAAGGCUUUGAUCAAAAGUUCAAUGCAAGAGUUGGGAGUACGUGGUAAGAUCUCAGUGAAGAGAAUGGGAGCUUUGGAUGAGAAACCAUUCCAAAAAAUAGCUAAAGAGAGAUAUCCAGCAGAAGAGGCUGAUGUAGAAGCUGCAAAGCUUUGUUCCUUAUGGGACGACCACUUGAGAGACUCGGCUUGGCAUCCGAUUAAGGUCAUCCAGAUACACGGAAUCCACAAGGAGGUGCUGAAUGAGGAAGAUGAGAAGCUGAAGGAACUGAAGAAAGAGCUGGGUGAUGAAGUGUUUGAAGCAGUGGCACAAGCGCUCAUGGAGAGGAAUGAGUAUAAUGGAAGUGGGAGGUACAUAGUGCCUGAGCUUUGGAACUUCAAAGAAGGAAGAAAGGCGACUCUCAAAGAAGGUGUGGUUUAUCUCAUGAACUUGUGGAAGCACCUGAAGCCAAAGCCCAAGCGUAAGUAACAAGCAAAUAAAUAAAAAAGAAGAAGAAACUGAGACCGAGGUUGUUGCUAAUAAGUUGAUACUUCUAUUAAGACUAAGUGAGUUUUAAUGAUUUAACUAGAGCUUGAUCCGCACGCCCGUGCGGAUGUUAACUUUUUACUAUUUUUUCAGAAAUUUAUAUUUUCAUGAUUAUUAAUAUAUA